Messenger RNA from Oxyura jamaicensis (ruddy duck), 1384 nucleotides. RefSeq names its product LIM homeobox transcription factor 1-alpha-like. The annotation marks the transcript as partial. The transcript has 2 exons. The record is from RefSeq and is a predicted model, not a curated record. NCBI's taxonomy places the organism in Eukaryota, Metazoa, Chordata, Aves, Anseriformes, Anatidae.
CCGCAGCAGCUCCUGGGCAUGGAGCAGGGUGUCUACAGCUCCGACCCCUUCCGGCAAGGGCUCACCCCGCCGCAGAUGCCUGGAGACCACAUGCACCCCUACGGUGCCGAGCCCCUCUUCCACGACAUGGACAGCGACGAUACCUCACUGAGCAACCUGGGCGACUGCUUCCUCGCCACGGCGGACGCGGGGCCGCUGCAGGCGCGGGUGGGGAACCCCAUCGACCACCUCUACUCCAUGCAGAGCUCCUACUUCACCUCCUGAGCGCAGCGGAGCCCCACGAUGGGAGGCCGGCACGCGGCGUUUUGUAGCUCGGGAUGCCCAGGGACCCAGCGAGUUUUGGGCUGCGUAGUUUCACGUUUCUCUUAGGAAAUCCUAGGGUUAGGGGCAGGAGUGGGUCUGGCAGCUGGCGGGUUGGUUUUCAAAUUCCCACGCGAAUAUAGAAAGCUAGAGACGUCCCCCCCCUGUGUGGUGGGACGGGGCUGUGUGUGUGUUUGUGUGUGUGGGCACGGGCGUGCGAGCGGAGCCAUGCGGCCACGCGCGGUGGCAUCCCGCACGGGCGCACCCGCCGGGUUGUUGUACCCACAAAGUUUAUUCCUAAGUCUAUCAGAAAUUUACUGUACAGCAAAAGUAACUUUAUUUUCAGCGCGAACCGUAUUUAAGGAAAUGCUCGAUGCACUUAAGUUAUGAGAUGAGAUAAUUUACUUUUUAUAAGCGUCACGUUUGGGUUGCAAAAGCCCGGUGGCAGGGCAGGAACACCGGCUCGUGUCAGGCGGUAGGUCUGGGUUUCGGGGCCAGUUAUUUUUGGUGCUCUCAGGUUGCCCCACUGCUUUUGAACCCCACGGCAGGGACCAGCUCCUCCGCCAGCAGGUCGGUGGGGACAGCGAGGUGGCCACGUCCCGUCCUUGCCACUCAUGGUGGCCGGGAGGUUGGUGCUGGAAUUCGGGGACAUCCCCAGCUCUCUCCCCAACCAGUGACCCAUCCCGAAUCCUCAGAUAUGGGUGCUGGAGAGGUGUGAGGUGCUGUCCUGUCUCCAGGAGCCACCAGCCAAUGCCACCACCCCUUGUCUGAAGGAGGAAGGAGCCCUGCGCCUCCCACCCCACCUGCGGGUCCACCUCUCCAGGUUCUCCUCCAGGCUGAGCUCUCGGCCGACCCUCACCUCAUCCCCCUCUCGUUUCCAUGCGUUGUGUCCUUUUGUGCUGCUGUUCCCAAACGAUGUAAGCGACCGCCUGUAAAGACGUGCAAGUGACCGCGAGGCUCGUGGCCCCCGUACGGCCUGACACUGAAUGUAGCGGGGCCCGGAGGCAGCCGGCCCGGCGGGAGGUGCUGAUGCACCGACAGGAACUGCGUAGCAAGGUGAAAUUUAAAAAAAAAAAAAAAAAAA